Messenger RNA from Pogoniulus pusillus (Red-fronted tinkerbird), 6384 nucleotides. RefSeq names its product ATP binding cassette subfamily C member 6 (gene ABCC6). Gene Ontology annotation, molecular function: ATP hydrolysis activity; ABC-type transporter activity; ATP binding. The coding region runs from base 252 to 4784 and encodes 1510 amino acids. Gene Ontology annotation, biological process: transmembrane transport. Gene Ontology annotation, cellular component: membrane. The record is from RefSeq and is a predicted model, not a curated record. The transcript is spliced from 31 exons. NCBI's taxonomy places the organism in Eukaryota, Metazoa, Chordata, Aves, Piciformes, Lybiidae.
AUCCGCGGGCGGCCUUCCCCAGCGUGCUACGAAACCCGGAGCAUUCGGUGGCCCCUCCCUGGGGACUACCCCAAGCUCCUUAGUGCCGCUGCUCCCCAGCCAGGCCGUAACUGGGAUGCCCGCCUGUGUCUGGGGCUGAGGCGAGGGAGCCCUCGGCCGUGCCCCGCUGGAGCUGCAGCGGGUGCCGGGACACCGAGCACGGGGUCCGGCGCCAUCGGCGUCCCGCCCCGCCCGCCAGCUGUGCGGGCGCCAUGGCGGCGAUGGCUGCGUUCUGCGGGUCGCAGGAGGGCUCGUCUGGGCUCUGGGACUGGAACCAGACAUGGUAUACAGGCACCCCAAGAUUUACCCAGUGCUUUGAGAGUACAGUCAUUGCUUGGAUCCCUUGUGCCUAUCUCUGGAUCUGUUUUCCUUUCUACUAUUUGUAUCUUCGACACAAAAACAAAGGCUACAUCAGGAUGUCCUACAUCUUCAAAACCAAAAUGGUCCUUGGAGUCAUCCUGGUAAUACUGUGUUUUGCUAAAGUCUUCUUCAUACUGUGGGAAAUAAGCCAAGGAAUCUCACAAGCUCCAGCAUUCCUCAUUAGUCCUGCCAUAGUGGGAAUCACAAUGAUCCUUGCCAUGUUCCUUACCCAAGCAGAAAGAAUGUCAGGCAUCCAGUCUUCAGGCAUCCUGUUGAUAUACUGGCUGCUCUCAUUCAUGGCUGCAGUUGUGAUGUUUAGUUCCAAAGUCCAGCGUGCCCUGGAAAGAGGUUUCCUGGAAGACCAUUUCCACCAUGUUACAAGUUACCUUUAUGCUAGCCUGGUGCUAGGAGAACUUGUGCUAUUCUGCUUAGUCGAUCAGCCUCCCUUCUUCUCUAAAGCUGUCAACAAUCCUAAUCAGUGUCCAGAAGCCAGCACCUCUUUUCUUUCCAAAAUUACAUACUGGUGGUUGUCUGGGCUUCUCUGGAAAGGCUGCCAGCGGACCUUGGAGGUGGAUGACUUGUGGCCAGUGAGGAAAGAGGACUCCUCCGAAGAAAUUGUUGCUCGGGCUGAAAGAGAGUGGAGGAAGUGUUGUAGUAGACCCCAGCACAAAAAGGAGUCUGCUACAUUUAAAAAGGGUCAGAAGAGUGAAAGCAGCAUAGCAGAAGCUGAAGAGACAGAGGUUCUGCUGCGGUCAGAGCACAGUCAGAGCAAGCCAUUACUGAAAGCGUUUUGGAGCAUGUUUGGAACACAUUUCCUUCUCAGCACUGUCUGCUUACUUAUCUGUGAUGUCUUCCUGUUCUCUACCCCCAGAUUACUGAGCCUUUUCCUGCAGUUCAUGGAGGAUCCAGAGGCACCCAGCUGGCACGGUUAUUUCUGUGCCUUCACUCUGUUCCUCUUGGCUUGUCUCCAGACUCUGUUUGAACAACGAUACAUGUACACGUGCCUUGUUCUGGGCUUGAGACUGAAAACUGCAGUGACAGGGCUUGUCUACAGGAAGGUCCUAGUUCUGUCAAAUGCAUCAAGGAAAGCAGCAACAGUAGGAGAGAUUGUCAAUCUGGUGUCUGUUGAUGUCCAAAAGCUAAUGGAUCUGAUUGUCUAUUUUAAUGGGACCUGGCUUGCUCCCAUUAGGAUUAUCAUCUGCUUUAUCUUCUUAUGGCAGCUUCUUGGGCCAUCUGCCUUGACCUCGAUUGCUGUGUUCCUUUUCCUUUUGCCCCUGAAUUUCAUCAUCACCAAGAAGAGAAGUCAGUUUCAGGAGAACCAGAUGAAAUAUAAAGAUGAGCGUGCCGAGCUCACCAGCGCCAUUCUCAGUGACAUGAAAGUGCUCAAACUGUAUGGCUGGGAGAAGGCCUUCAUGGAGAAAGUGCUUGGCAUCCGGGGGCAGGAGCUUCAGGCCCUGAAACGAUCUCAGACUCUCUUUGCAGCAUCUCUAGCUUCUUUCCAUUCAUCAACUUUCCUGAUCGCCUUUGCCAUGUUUGCUGUCUACACACUGGUGGAUGACACACACGUCCUGGACGCUCAGAAGGCCUUUGUGUCUGUGACACUGAUCAACAUUCUCAACACCGCGCACUCCUUCCUGCCCUUCUCCAUAAACGCUGCUGUCCAGGCCAAGGUGUCUCUACACCGCUUAGCAGCUUUUCUGAGUCUGGAGGAACUGGACCCUGUGAGCUCCAGUCGAAGCACUUCUGGCUGCGAACAGGCAAGUAUCACCAUAAGAAAUGGGACUUUUUGCUGGAGCAAAGAGACUUCUCCUUGUCUUAGAAGGAUAGAUCUUACUGUACCCAAAGGCUCCUUGCUUGCUGUAGUUGGCCAGGUGGGUGCUGGAAAGUCCUCCUUGCUGGCAGCAUUACUUGGUGAGCUGGAGAAGACAGAUGGCUGCAUCACCAUCAAGGACACCACAGCUUAUGUCCCCCAGGAAGCCUGGAUACAGAAUGCUUCAGUGGAAGAUAAUAUUCUUUUUGGGAAGGAGAUGGAUAAAAGCUGGUUCAAUAGAGUGAUAGAUGCUUGCGCACUGCGGCCUGAUUUGGAGAGCUUCCCUGCAGGGCAAAAGAGUGAAAUAGGAGAGAAGGGGAUCAAUAUAUCUGGAGGGCAGAAGCAAAGGGUCAGCCUUGCUCGUGCUGUGUACCAGAAGGCUUCCAUUUACCUACUCGAUGACCCACUCUCAGCUGUUGAUGCCUGUGUUGGACAGCACAUCUUUGAACAUGUUCUUGGACCCAGCGGCUUACUGAAAGACAAGACUCGCGUGCUGGUGACUCACAGAGUCAACAUUCUGCCACAAGUGGACAGCAUUGUUCUUCUGGUGGAUGGAGCAAUCUCAGAAGUUGGUUCCUACCAAAAACUCCUGCAGAGAAAUGGGCCUUUUGCAGAAUUCCUUCAUUCCCACAUUGCUGCAGAAGAGAAGGCAGGCAACGCUUUUCCAGCUGUGGAAGACACCAAAGGCACCAUCACCUCUAGAAAUGGUCCAUCACAGGACAGGCUCUUUAGCGACAAUUCAGUCAAACCUGCUGUGCGAAGGGAGACCAUUCCUGGCAGUGAAGACUGUACCUCUGCUGCAGCCACUGAGGGAAGGUUAACCGAAGGAGAGAAAACGCAGCGCGGCAGGGUUAACGCUUCUAUUUAUGCAGCCUACUUGAAGGCAGCAGGCCCAGCUCUGUGUGCAUACAUCCUCCUGCUGUUCACAGCCCAGCAAGCUGUGUCCUUCUGUCGUGGGCACUGGCUCAGCACGUGGGCAGAUGACCCUGUUCACAACGGGACACAACAGCACACAGCGAUGAGAGUUGGAGUCUUUGGUGCACUGGGAGUCAUUCAAGCCUUUGGCAGAUUUGUCGCCACAGCUGCAGUCCUUCUGGGUGGGGUCUUAGCAUCACACAAGCUAUUUGUGCAGUUGCUAUGGAACGUUGCUAGAUGCCCAAUGGUCUUCUUUGAGCAAACACCCGUUGGAAACUUGCUGAACCGCUUCUCCAAAGAGAUGGAUGCCAUCGAUUCUGUCAUCCCUGACAAGCUCAAGUCCUUGCUGGGUUUCUUGUUCAACUUGCUGGAGAUCUACCUUGCCAUUCUAGUGGCUACUCCAUGGGCAGCAACAGCUAUAGUGCCCUUGACUGUUCUUUAUGCUGCAUUCCAGCACUUCUACGUCGUCACCUCCUGCCAGCUGAGACGCAUAGAGGCUGCCAGCAGGUCACCCAUCUACUCCCACAUCUGGGAGACCUUCCAGGGGAGCAGUGUGAUCCGUGCUCACAAGCAGCAGCAGAGGUUUCUGUGCAAGAACAACUUCCUGGUGGAUGAGCACCAGCGAGCAAGCUUCCUAGGAGCAGUCACUGACAGGUGGCUUGCUACAAACCUGGAGUUUCUAGGCAAUGGUAUUGUGCUGUUUGCAGCACUGUUUGCAGCAGUGGGCAGAACGCAGCUCAGCCCAGGUGCUGCUGGCUUCUCCGUCUCAUGUGCUCUCCAGAUAACUGGUGUUCUCAACUGGAUGGUGAGAGCCUGGACAGAACUAGAGAAUAGCAUUGUGUCUGUGGAGAGAGUGAGAGAAUACUCCAGGACUCCUAAGGAGGCACCCUGGACCCUGAAUGGUGAACUUCAAGGUCAAGUUUGGCUCACUGAAGGAAGAAUUGAUUUCAGGAACUACAGCCUGCGGUACAGGCCACAGCUGGAGCUGUCACUGAAGCAUAUCAGUCUCACCAUCAAUGGGCAUGAGAAGAUUGGCAUAACUGGAAGAACAGGAGCCGGGAAAUCUACUCUUGCUGUGGGGCUGCUGCGAUUAGUGGAAGCUGCAGAAGGAGCAAUCCUCAUUGAUGGGCUGGACAUUGCCCAGCUAGGUCUCUAUGACCUCAGAACCAAGAUAACUGUCAUUCCCCAGGAUCCAGUUUUGUUUUCGGGCUCUCUAAGAAUGAAUCUUGACCCAUUAAACCAAUACACGGAUGCAGACAUCUGGACAGCUCUGGAACAGACUCAGCUCAAGCCCUUUGUUGCAGACUUGCCAGAUCAGCUGGAAUACAAGUGCACUGACCAAGGGGGAACUCUAAGCACCGGUCAGAAGCAGCUGGUUUGUCUGGCCAGAGCACUUCUUCAGAAAGCCAAAAUCCUCAUUCUUGAUGAGGCCACAGCAGCAGUAGAUCUAGAAACUGAUCUCCAGAUUCAGUCCACCCUGAGGACUCAGUUCAAAGACAGCACAGUGCUAACCAUAGCUCACCGGAUAAACACCAUCAUGGACUGUGACAGGAUUUUAGUCUUGGAGAACGGUCGGGUAGCCGAAUUUGACACGCUGGAGCAGCUAGUGGCUCAGAAGGGACUGUUCUACAGACUGAUGAAAGAAUCAGGCCUUGCUUGACCCACUCCAGUUGUAUCCCAUAAUGCCACCAGUAUCAGGAAUGAUUGAUCUCAUAAUUGAGUUAUGCUGGUUUCACUCUAAGAUGCCUGAUGCUCAACCAAACCUUGUUUGACCCAGAAGCACAGCAAGCAGAUGAAAAGGGAUGAUUUGAGACACUCUCCAGGAGCAACUCAAUUCCAUUAUCAUUGUGUUUCCAGACACCAAAACCUCAGUACUGUGUGGAAGAGGAGCCACUCAAAUUCAGUGUCUGGCUGCUUUCAUGGUGCAACAGCAAACAAGCCAAAGAAACACACCACAGCAUGUCAAUGUGCACCAUAAAUGGGACCCAGACACACACUGAAAGGUACAGAUUGGUUUUUGAAGCCAACAAGAUUUUAUGAACAGCAGGUGACAACUGAAGUGGCAGCAAGCAAGCAAACUUACCUGUUUACAGCUUCUCCAAGUUCCAAGCAGAACAAAUUUAGUCUUUUGCCAGUGUCUUAAGGACUGCUCCCCUGAGCACUGUUACACAGGUGGGGACACUGGACAGCAGUUGGAUCUCGUCACCUGCAGUGCACAAACUCUGAGGUAGUAAGGAAGAGGAAGUGAGAUGCCACUGAGCACGAGAGCAUAGAGCUGGGGCUCAAAUCCACUCCUCCUCUUUCUGUGUCAGCUUUGGAGGGGCCCCAAGUGAACAGUGCUGUGCAAAGGGCUGCCAGCCUGCUUGGCAGAAGGGAGCCAGCUUUAGACAUGGGCUUGCUGGUGCAGGGAGUAACAUGGCUGGGAGUGAGCAGCACAGCAUUGGCCCUUCUGCUUCAAGGCUUUGACAGCUCUGCUGAAAGAUGGUGGUUGGUCACAGCAGAGGACAUCCAAAUGCCAAUACAAUCACUUCAAAAUGGAAUUUGUCCACAGGGAAUCAGGAGUCGAGGAAGUGUCCUCCUUUGAUCCCUGCACUGUAAGAGUCUGGCAGAUGGAGAGAGUAGCAGGGACUUGCCUGUGGACCUGGUGGUUCCUUCAUGUUUUUCUUCUUGAGUGCAAGUUUAAUUGCUGCAUGAGCAACCCUGGUGCUGCAGAGCCUCUGGCAGGGCUGUCUUUCAGAGGUGACUGCAACAAACCAAGAGAGCAGCUGGAAGCAAAGCCCCUCCUGGGCUUCCCAAAGUGCUGGGGAGCUGUGGUCAGAGCUGCCCCCAGGUCUCUCCUCAGGAAUCACAAGACAAGGGUGUGACAAACAAAUCACACUGAGAUGCUGCUGUUCACUGAGACUUGUUAAUGAAAUAAAACCAGAAUCAAGUAUUGAAAUAGGUCUCCUGAGUAAAGACCAAGUAAAUACAGUAUAAAAAGGAGUGAUGGGGGAGGGGAUAGAAGAGUCCAAACUGGCAAAAGUCAACCCAAAGCAGCAAGACACACCAGCUUCCUCUCCAACAGCUCUUCAGCUGCCUCUUCACCCAGUUUCUGCUGGACAAGUGGCUAAGAUACUAACAGUCAAUGCCUACUGCCACACUGGUGUUCAAGUACCAGGUAAGAGGCAGUUCUUUCCCUCUACUUUUUCCAAACCUCACUCCAGGGCAGAAAACAAAAAAUAGUAAUUAAAAACUAAAUAAAUUUUGAACCUGAAACAACA